GCAUCAGGAGAAAGAAAUCCAGCGUCAGCGCGAGUCCAUCCUCCUCAUCGCAUCAGAGAAUGUCACGUCUCGCGCCGUCUUCGACGCUCUUGGCUCGCCCAUGUCGAACAAGUACUCCGAGGGCUACCCCGGCGCACGUUACUAUGGCGGCAACGAGCAUAUUGACGCUGUUGAGCUGCUAUGUCAGAAGCGUGCGCUCGAGACGUUCGGUCUGGAUUCGGAGAAGUGGGGAGUCAACGUGCAGUGCCUGAGCGGUAGCCCGGCGAACUUGCAGGCCUACCAGGCCAUCAUGAGGCCACACGACAGGCUGAUGGGUCUGGAUCUACCGCAUGGUGGACAUCUGAGUCACGGUUACCAGACACCGCAGAGAAAGAUCUCAGCUGUUUCUACCUACUUCGAGACGUUCCCUUACCGCGUAAACCUCGACACCGGCCUCAUUGACUACGACCAGCUCGAGCAGAACGCCCUCAUGUACCGUCCCAAGGUACUCGUUGCCGGUACCUCCGCAUACUGCCGCGAGAUUGACUACGCCCGCAUGCGCGAAAUCGCUGACAAGGUCGGCUGCUACCUCCUAAUGGACAUGGCCCAUAUCUCCGGCCUCGUCGCUGCUGGCGUAAACAAGUCGCCUUUCCCGUACUGCGACAUCGUCACCACGACUACCCAUAAGUCGCUCCGUGGACCUCGUGGCGCAAUGAUCUUCUUCCGCAAGGGCGUGCGCAAGACGGACGCCAAGACGGGCAAGGAGACUCUCUACGAUCUUGAGGGACCCAUCAACUUCUCCGUCUUCCCCGGUCACCAAGGUGGCCCGCACAACCACACCAUCACCGCGCUCGCCGUCGCACUCAAGCAGGCACAGACGGAGGACUUCAAGCUUUACCAACAGCAGGUCAUCAAGAACGCCAAAACCCUCGAAGUAGCUUUCAAGGAACUUGGCUACAAGCUCGUCACCGAUGGCACAGACAACCACAUGGUACUCCUGGACCUUAAGCCCUUCGCCCUCGACGGCGCACGCGUCGAAGCCGUGUUGGAGCAGGUGAACAUUGCGUGCAACAAGAACACCACACCUGGCGACAAGUCUGCCUUGACGCCAAUGGGCAUUCGUAUCGGAGCGCCGGCUAUGACGUCGAGGGGUCUGGGUGAGGAGGACUUCAAGAAGAUUGCAAACUACAUCGACAUUUGCAUCAAGCUAUGCAAGAAGAUCCAGGGUGACCUACCCAAGGAGAACAACAAGCUCAAGGACUUCAAGGCCAAGGCAGCAUCUGGUGAGGUUGAUGAGAUCAACAGCUUGAAGAAGGAGAUUGCGGCGUGGGCCGUCACUUUCCCUCUACCCAUCUAAGCCCGUCUUGGUCGGUAUCGGGUGGCGUAACAUGGCGUUUGAUGGGGUUUUCAACAAAAAGAAUUGAGAUGGCGUCUUUCAACAUGUCAUGGAUUACGAAAGAAGACGGGAAUCGAGUUGAAUGAUACCUAAGGC
Messenger RNA from Cucurbitaria berberidis CBS 394.84, 1471 nucleotides. RefSeq names its product glycine hydroxymethyltransferase. Bases 101 to 1336 code for a protein of 411 amino acids. The record is from RefSeq and is a predicted model, not a curated record. Lineage: Eukaryota; Fungi; Ascomycota; Dothideomycetes; Pleosporales; Cucurbitariaceae. The transcript is spliced from 2 exons. Gene Ontology annotation, molecular function: glycine hydroxymethyltransferase activity; cobalt ion binding; serine binding. Gene Ontology annotation, cellular component: cytoplasm. Gene Ontology annotation, biological process: L-serine catabolic process; folic acid metabolic process; tetrahydrofolate interconversion.